AUGAGCCAAGCAGAGCGAGAGAGUCGGUACCGCGGUACCGGUGCCGAUAUGGAGCUAGACGAUGAUCCAAGUAUCCGUCGUCGUGGUCGUGGGUUUGGUGCACAGGCCUCUGGCCAAGAUGCCGAUGGCGUCAAGACUGGGGACUUUGAGCGCCUACCAGCUAUGGAUACAGCAUCUGAUGUGGAUACACACGCGGCCCGGUCGAUGGAAGGCUGGGUCAUCAUGGUAACGAACGUGCAUGACGAAGCGACAGAAGACGAUGUGAUGGAUCUCUUCUUGGAUUUCGGUAAGGUCAGGGAUCUGCACUUGAACCUGGACCGUCGGACAGGCUAUGUCAAGGGGUAUGCGCUCUUGCAAUACGAGACGCAACAAGAAGCACGCGAUGCAAUUGAGGCGUGCCAAAAAGGCCUCACGUUGCUGGAGCAGCCUCUCGAGGCCGACUAUGCCUUUGUGCAGCCGCCCAAGCACUCGUUGUCGGCACGCAGCACUCGUCGCGCUCCGCGCCGAGAGCGCAGCUUGUCACCCAUGCGUUCGUAA
Malassezia pachydermatis is the source of this 537-nucleotide messenger RNA. Its product is annotated as rna-binding domain-containing protein. Gene Ontology annotation, cellular component: exon-exon junction complex; nucleus; cytoplasm. The transcript has 4 exons. The record is from RefSeq and is a predicted model, not a curated record. NCBI's taxonomy places the organism in Eukaryota, Fungi, Basidiomycota, Malasseziomycetes, Malasseziales, Malasseziaceae. Gene Ontology annotation, molecular function: mRNA binding. The coding region runs from base 1 to 537 and encodes 178 amino acids. Gene Ontology annotation, biological process: RNA splicing.